CACUGCUGUCGCAUCUUUACAAUAUACGAGUUACUGCCGGUAGGAAGACAUUAUUUACAGGUCGACAACAAUAAGGACAGAAAUUACUUUUACCUGUUUCCUGCCUUUCGCUCCCGGUAGUAAAAACCGACAUGAUAUAAAAGUCAGCAGCUGUUGGCGAUCUCGUUUGUAUUAAUUUCAGUGCUGGUUAUAAGGACAGUGUUACAUCGCGGCGCUACAGCCACUGCACUACGGAGAGGGGCGGGUUAAAAAGAGCAUACCUGUCCGAAUACCUUUUCAAAUUAAAUCUGAGCCUUAUUCAAAUCACCCCGAAGAAGAGAGAUGGCGAAGGAGGAGAAGGGGAAUUGAAGACGUGAGCUGAGUUUGAUGGCCACGACUGUGUUCGGGGCUUUUAAAGGGGGUUGCCGACCACUGUUGUUGCAAUGGAUCAAGAACCAAAGCACUGAAUUUGGCAUUUUUUCCACACUUAUAUGGUACAAUUGAGAGGUUCAUACAGGCGCGUAAAGCAGACUUGAUCCCUUGCAUUUUGGCGUCGGAUCUAAGCGGAGCCGAAGCGAUUUAAAGGGAAGCCAUGCCCCUCCACCACGUCACGGCCGGGCUGCUCUACAAGGGCCACUACCUGAGCAGCUCCCUGUCCGAAGGCAGUGACAGCGACCAGCUGGCCAACAUCUCAGCCGAGGAGCUGGGCGAAAUCCGUGAAGCGUUCCGCGUGCUGGAUCGCGAUGGCAAUGGGUUCAUCUCCAAACAGGAGCUGGGAAUGGCCAUGCGAUCGCUGGGGUACAUGCCCAGCGAGGUGGAGUUGGCCAUCAUCAUGCAGAGGCUAGACAUGGACGGGGACGGCCAGGUGGACUUCGAUGAGUUUGUGACCAUUCUGGGGCCGAAAUUGCUAUCAUCGGGGACACGGGACGGUUUCCUAGGCAACACCAUAGACAGCAUUUUCUGGCAGUUUGACAUGCAGCGUCUGACACUGGAGGAGCUGAAGCAUGUUUUGUUCCAUGCCUUCCGAGACCAUCUGACUAUGAAGGACAUUGAGAACAUCAUCAUGACAGAGGAGGAGAGUCUGAAGGACAAUGCGGGAGGCUGCCAGGCCGAUUUCGAAGGAGUCCACCCUAAGAAGAAGAACCGACAGACGUGUGUGAGGAAGAGCCUCAUCUGUGCCUUCGCAAUGGCCUUCAUCAUCAGCGUCAUGCUCAUCGCCGCCAACCAAAUGCUGAGGAAUGGUAUGGAGUGACCACCGGAUUGGGGGGAGGGGGGCACACUUGGCAAGAGGAAGAUCCCAGCCAGUGAGGUCACUUCCUGUUUUUGAAGGAACAUUAUCAAUAGACCAAGAAAAAAAAUCUUCAAAAGGGAAAAA
This is a messenger RNA of Paramormyrops kingsleyae, 1354 nucleotides long. RefSeq names its product calneuron 2 (gene caln2). Lineage: Eukaryota; Metazoa; Chordata; Actinopteri; Osteoglossiformes; Mormyridae. Gene Ontology annotation, cellular component: trans-Golgi network membrane. Gene Ontology annotation, molecular function: calcium ion binding. The record is from RefSeq and is a predicted model, not a curated record.